This is a messenger RNA of Histoplasma mississippiense, 432 nucleotides long. RefSeq lists its product as hypothetical. The transcript is spliced from 4 exons. The coding region runs from base 1 to 432 and encodes 143 amino acids. Lineage: Eukaryota; Fungi; Ascomycota; Eurotiomycetes; Onygenales; Ajellomycetaceae. The record is from RefSeq and is a predicted model, not a curated record.
AUGGCAGACCUUCCUGCCGUUCGCACACGAGGUCUCUGCAUUAAUAACCCAUUCCUUAUCUUCUCGAUGGAAGUGGGAUUUGUGGACAGGAUUGCCAUCCCGGUGUCUGAUUUCAACAUCAACAUCACAGCAAGAGUUUCAUUCCUAAUGGCCCGCAACGUCGAUUGCAAGGUCUCUGCUUGUCUGCGAUCAUCCACCAUGUCAGCAGUCAACCCAGUUCGCGGAGCAGGAUCGCAGUUGACAAUCAGGGACAGACAGCGCAGGAUUUCUUCUCGGGCUCAUUGCCCAAGCAUCAUCCGGGGGAAAUUCCUCCUCCUCAAUCUCGAUCUCUGGGUGAUCGCGAGGGAGAAGGAUGGAAGCACUGAGUUCUCAACGGGCCAGACGUGGACGCAUGGCCCUGGAUUUUCGGUCGUGUUCAGUAUCCGAUAUUGA